AUGCUCGAAUGGGUAGCCAAAGUGAAGUUCCAUGCUGAUCUCGCUCCUAGCAAUCAACUGAAGUCGUACGCCUACCACGCGGCAGAGGCAACGCCUUUACCACCAAUGCGACGGUAUGAAGCUGGUUCACGAUCUAGUGACGAAUUACCUCCGAUGCCAAUGCGUCGUAGUACUCGAGAAGAAACUUCACGUCCGACUUCACGAGUGUCGGCUUUUGACGCUUACGACGGUGCACAAACGAACUCGCCGGCUCGGUCGACUGCUGGACAACACAAUGAAUACAAUUCACUACCACGUGGAACUUCGAUUGUUGUCGAGUCGCCCCUUCGCCUCUGCUCAACCCUUCCAAGAGGAACCAGAACGGGUCAACCUACUCGAGUUGACUCAUUCAACUCACUCAACAGUUCUACAUCCAAUAUGCCAGUACUUUUCGAACCACGAAAAGCAACUGUGGCUCGACGUCCAAGCAGACGACAAUCAAUCUACGCAGAAAGCAUUUACGGUGAUAUGGAUGAUGUAGUGGAGGUUGUUGAAGCAGUGGUUGUGAACGGAGGUGCAUCGAGCUCCCUCACAUCGCCGCCUAACAUACCUCCAUCAUCAUCAAAUGGGUAUACGGUUAGUUCGCUCUUUCAAACGUUUUCACAAUUACUUAUACUACAUUUUGAAGCUAAUUUGGAGCAGAACUGUACUGAAACAGGUGAGGUGAAGGGAAGGGAGUUGCUCGUAGCUGCGAUUGUGGUCCCUGAUGCUUGUCCUAGUUUCAGUUUCGGGUAA
Molecule: messenger RNA, 774 nt
Organism: Haemonchus placei
Lineage: Eukaryota; Metazoa; Nematoda; Chromadorea; Rhabditida; Trichostrongylidae
Source: the annotation of a GenBank genome assembly